CGAAGUUAUAAAGAGGCUUGCUUGAGUAUACACAUUCGUUAACAAGAUAGGAGCCUUUAAGGUCAUCGCUGCUUGACUCCUAUGAACUCUCUCAGUCGGCGUUCAGCAUCGUGCGCGCCGCGCUGCCACGAUGAGCUUUUCAGUCGCUUCUUCGCGAGGAACAACAAUCCGUCGAAUGUUACGAAUCUUUCUCAUCUACGUUUUGUGCUGUGAAACAACGGGUGAAUAUUUAUUCAAGCCGGGAAAACAAUAUCUUUACAAAUACCAUGCGGAGACGAACACAGGCGUUUUGUUGCCUUCCAAGGCAGCAUCUUCCUUCGGCUUUAAUGGUGAACUCAAGAUUCAAGCGAGCGAGAAUUCGACGAUUUUUCAAUUACAAUCCGUCACGAUUUUCGCGUGGAAUGGAGAAUAUCGCGAGAGAAUCCACGACACGAAGCCCACUGAUCAGAGCGAAGAAAUGUCCAAACCAUUUCGAGUCAAUCACAAAAAUGGCUUAGUCACGAAUUUCAGCGUUGGAAACGAGCCCGUUUGGGCGACGAAUAUUAAACGUAGCAUCGCUGGCAUUUUACAGUUGGAUCUUGUCAAUUUGGAGAAACAACUUGCUUUUUACUCUGUCGAAACCAAUCACUAUGGCCAAUGUACGAUAGAGUACGUGGUGACUCACGAAAGCGACGAUGAAAAAUUGAUACGGAAAUUUUCCGAUCCUCGAACGUGCCUCGGUCAUCCACACUGGACUUGGUCCAAUGUUCCACGUACACAUUGUCCCAACGACGGGGAAAAUCCUGUUAUAAAAUCAAGCGAAAGACUGUACAAAGUGAAGAGCGAUGGAAACGACAGUACACUUAUUUACCUGAACGCGACAGGCGGAAUUUACGUUCAACCCUUUCAAAGCCUCGGAGAAUCUCAGUUCACAUUCACGCGUCAAUCGAUUGAACUCAUUUCCGUGGAAGAGAUUACUCAAAAAAUUGCAGACCCCCAAUUUCGCGAUGUUGCUCUUCAACACGAAUUACCGAACGACGACAUCACCCAAGGCAGAAGUCCCAUCGAGAAGCAAGUUAUUUUCUCUUCGAUAUCAAAAUUAUUGGAUCGCUUGAGUCAACGUCUCGAGAAUCCUGGGCUCGAUACCGACGUGAACAAGCUUCACAACACGACGAUUUCGAUACUUCUCUAUUACUUGGAGAUGUUGGAUCAGAACGAUUUGAAAAUAGCGUACAACAAGAUCGCUGGAACAAGUUACAAGGAAGAAACUAUUCGAAACAUGUUUUUGGAAACAUUGCCUCAAGUAGGAACGAAACAUUCGGCACUGUUUAUCCUCGACCUUAUACUGAAGAAGGAAGUAUCAGAUAUAACGGCCAUGCAAUUAUUGACGUACCUUCCCUUCAAUAUUCGUAAACCAAACGUCGAAUUACUUACUAAUAUGAACGUUUUGCUGGAUUUGCCAAAAGAUAGAAUAUCUCUUGAGGUCCGAAACACUGGAAUUCUCACGUUUGGUACACUCAUUUAUAAAACUUGUUUGUCGUACUGCCCUUACGAAACGUUGGACGACUAUGUGAGAUUGUAUCUCGACAGAUUUACAGAGACUUCGAAUUACGACAAAAAAAUGGUUUGGCUAGAGGGCCUCUCAAACAUCCAACUGGGAAGAGUCGUAGAAUUUUUAGAACCCAUAGCAAGUGGUAACAGCGUUGAAUCAAGGCAUCUGAGAGUUUUAGCUGCUUGGGCAUCGUUGCCUACCGCACCAUUGAGGCCUGACGUGAUAUAUCCAGUGUAUUGGCCUAUUUUUGUGAACCGUACCGAACAUCUCGAGCUACGAAUCGCAGCGUUGACACUUUUGAUGGCCUCGAGUCCUUCGGCGAAUCGAAUGAUAUCUUUAUAUUGGUACAUGCACGACGAACCGGAUCGACAUUUGUACCAUUUUUUUUACACCACGUUGAAAUCUCUGGAAAGAAACAAUUUUCCAUGCUACAAGCACUUGGGUGGUAUAGCCGCGCAGUUUACUCGCGUUCUACGCAAACCAUCUCCCAACGAGAACAUCAUCACGGGCAAUUAUUUGUUCGAUUAUCAAGACACGAAAAGACACUUUGGAGCGAUGGUACAAAAUCUAAUAAUUGCGAAUCCUCGAACGAAUAUACCAGAAGUCAUUUAUAUGACUCUGAUCAAUCACGGAAGUGGUGCUAAUCUAAAUCAUAUAUCCCUGUACGUGAAAGCAGAGGGACUGGUGAAUUCACUGUCAGCUUAUAUGGAAAGUCCAACACGAGUCAAAGAUAUUUUGAAGGAUUUCAAUAUAAAAGAAAAACCACGUGGGGAAGUAUACUUGGAAAUAAUAGCGCGAGUUCAACAGAAAGCAGUUUUUUGUCUGCACUUCAAUCAGUCGAGCAUCGAGAAAGGAAUCGGAUUUCUUUCGGCUCUUUCCGCAAACACUUUUACUAUUUAUCAGACCAUGGAAUUUCACGUUAAUCAGAAACGAAUUAAUAUUCCGUUCAUGAUGGAGUCUUUACAAGCAACCGAUCUCGGUACGAAUGUGAGACUAGCCGUGACUGCCAACUCGCUUUUCUCGAUGAGAGGAAACUUUACGCAUCAGGCGAACGGUCGUAACAAUCACGUUAUUAUUCGCUCGGUUGUUCACGGGAGAGAAACUAUCGAAACUUACAACCCUUUUAUCGACGUCUGGCACGAAGCUGAACGAACGCAAUCGAUUCACGGAUAUUUACCAAUAAACGUGACAAUCGGCAUCGAUAAUGCACUAUUCCUCUUAUACAAUACGCCCGCAGAAUAUAUGAGGACUGGUGUAACUGCGAACGUGCGAACCGCCACUUCGAUACGAGGUCGAGAAGCUCAAAAUAAACUGCGUAACAUCUGUCCCGAAUGCACGACCCUUUACACCGUCAGAAAAUCUGACGAACCUACGAAGGUGAUUAAGCUCUUCGAAGUUGACGUCCCCGAAUUGGGGGGGCGACUAAACGUCGAAGUGUUGGAUUGCGAGGGCUUCGUCGAUCAAGAGAAUUAUUUGAGCGAUAUUUUGUCUGCGCACAGAAGCAAUUAUCAUACGUGGCCAGCUGCACGUCUGCCGUUGCUGAUAGCACACUUUCUCGAUUUCUUCACUUACGUACCACCGAAAGGAAGCUGUGGAUUUUCGAUUUACGUUGAGCCAGGCAGUUUGAAUCCUUCCGAGGUGAAAUUGGAAUACGUAAAUAGUGGAGGACAUCACACUCUAGGAUUGAUUCGCCGCGAAAUUCGUACUCUCAAAGUUUUGCAGCAAUGGACUUUGGCAGCUGUUUACGAGAUCACAGACUCUUUGGCAGAAACAGUGAAAAUUAAAGCUAUCAAAACUGUUCCAAGAGAAAAAGUUUUGAAGGUUUGCAUAGAAGCCCAGGAAGUGACACCUUGGGCAUGGGAUUUCUUGAGCAUCGAGCCGAGUGAGCCUGCAUCAGUGAAAUUGAAUAUAGUCUGGGGCCUUAGCGAUACGGCGAAAGGAAAAUGCAGCGGUUCCUCCAUUCUGGUUAAUUUAGUAGGCGAAGUAACGCAGGAACAAAUAAAAGAAAGCAAACGCGAAGUAUGGCCGUACAAAGAAUGUCGAGAACAAUUAAAAGGAAAAAAAUUCGUGCCCUACACGGAAGCUUGUUACGAGUCCUCGAGGGAAUUAUCAACAUUGCGAAAAUAUCAAACAUUCGUUGAAACUACGAACCUUCCAGAGGGAUUGCGAAACGUAAUUUGGCGUUUGCAAGCGUUUUACAAUUUAUUGGGUGGAAAUAGCAGUCACGUGGCAAAUUCGAAUCAAUUCGUAAUCGGAGCAACUUUUCCAAAGGACUCGAAAAUGGCGGAGAUCAAAGUGAACAAGGACAAAAUGUCCAUUGGUUAUGAUCCAAAUAUCAUCGAUUUGUUCCUCGAACGAACGAGAUUACAUCGAUUCCUGGACAAUUCUUUGCUUCGAUCGAUAUUUAGCGUUUGUACUCUCACAACCACAAUUGGCACAUCAGCCGACAAUGUAACGUUUCCGGUAACCGAAAAUCGCGAAUUAUUAUUACUCGCUCAGUGUUACGAAGAUAAUCCAAGAUUCACGCUGAGAGCGAUCGGAACACAGGACGGAAUAACUGUUAUGUCGGACGACGAUUUAGGAAGCAUAAAAAUCGUGCCGGACAGCGACGGCGGUACAGUUUACAAUUUCACUGAUCGGCUGAAUUUCAAAAGAGACUUCGAAUGGAACGUAAUUAACGCUAAGAGAAUCCGACUGGACAGAAAGUCAAUUCACCUGUUUUUCACCGAUUAUUUCAUUUUCAUACACGUCACGAACGAACAAGUACUCAUAUUUUUUCCGAGUUACAUGAAAGAAUAUUCGUGUGGUGUUUGCACUGCGACGGAUCUCGACGCGGCGAAGUUGUACGAGAAAAAUUGAGCCAUCAGAAAUUUCGCUGGAGAUCUUUUUCCUUUGUAAACAAAUCUAAUAUUUUGUACGAAAUAAAUUAAUGACGAAGUGUA
This is a messenger RNA of Venturia canescens, 4473 nucleotides long. RefSeq lists its product as uncharacterized. The record is from RefSeq and is a predicted model, not a curated record. Lineage: Eukaryota; Metazoa; Arthropoda; Insecta; Hymenoptera; Ichneumonidae. The transcript is spliced from 22 exons. The coding region runs from base 131 to 4390 and encodes 1419 amino acids. Gene Ontology annotation, molecular function: lipid carrier activity. Gene Ontology annotation, biological process: lipid transport.